Molecule: messenger RNA, 1656 nt
Organism: Prorocentrum cordatum
Lineage: Eukaryota; Dinophyceae; Prorocentrales; Prorocentraceae
Source: the annotation of a GenBank genome assembly
AUGGCCAGCUUGCUCGAGCCCUUCGGAGUGGCGGCCCGCGGCCGCCGAGAGCUCCCGGGGCAGCCGCCCAUGAAGUUCGCAGUAAAGGACAAGGAUAAGCGCAAGGAGAAGGACGCUGGCAAGGGCAGCGAGCGCUUUUGCCCGAACUUCAACCGCGACUCCGGGUGCAACCACGGGGCGAACUGCCGCCAGAAGCACCGACGCCUCGCAGCGAGCGAUGGCAAGUGCUUCAAUGGCGGCUCCACGAAGCACCGGAACGAAGAGUGCUCGACUGAGGCAGCCGCAGCGCAGGCAGCGAGGGCAGAGGUCUCCGCCCACCUCCCCGGCCCGAUGGGGAUGGGUGCAGCGCCCGAGGGCUCGCUUGCCCAGGUCUCGGACGAGCUGGCGUUCUGGGAGGCGGGGCCCUCGGCUAAGACCAUCUCGAUCGCCAAGGCAGGCGCUCGGUCUGCGAAGCUGCUGCUCGCGGACACCGGGGCGACGCAUGAGCUUCGCGGAGUCCCUCAUCUGGCUGCGGUUCGAGGAGCCCGAGACCAACUUCGAACAGCGACGGGGAAAGUGGAGGCGCAGAUGCAGCAGGACAUCGUGUACGUGACCGGCGAGGACAUUCAACGCCCGUUCCCUCUCUCGUCCUACAUCGAGGAGAACGCCGAGAUCUUGCGGCAGGAGCGGCGAAAGAUGAUGCGCGCCCGCUUCCGAGCCGAGAUGGCGACGCUCGCGCGGGGCUUGCGCGCGAUGGCCACGGCGCGGCCUGCAGAGGCAGCGCCGCAUCCAGCGCUGAGGGAGCACGCGGAGAACGGACACGUGAAGUUCGACGAGAGCUGCGGGCUCUGCCGCGGCGCCUCCAGCAGAAUGAGGCCGCACUUCCGCCACGACGCGUCGACCCGCCCUGGCGGGCAGCUGUCCAGUAGAUCUGUCAGGGCCACAUCUGCCUGGCCGCUGGCCCUCAAGGCGGCCAGAGGACCAGGGGAAAAGAAGGCCAUUCACUUCCUCCUCGCCGCUUUCAGCGUCACCACCGACGACGAGCUGGCGCUGAAGAGGAGGCGCGAGGAGGGUGCCAGCGCCGGCGCGGAGCGGACGCCAGAAGGGCAGGCGGCAAGCGCUGGCGAGGAUGCUGAUGCUGUUGCUGCGGUGCCGGAGGUUCCCCCUCUCCUCUUGGAGAGCGCGCCGACGGCGCAUCCAGCACUGAGGGGGCUGAUGGCACGCGCCGCCGAGGCAUUCGGCGUCAGCGCGCGGCCGGCGGGUGUUGAGGCGCAGGGAGCGCCUGGCGAGGGCCAGCCCGUCGGCCCAGAUAUUCCUGGCGAGGCCUCGGGGGACAAUCCGGCUCCCCCGAUCUUGGUUGAGGGCUCCGGCCUUGAGGCCGAGGAUGAGGAUGGAAGUGCGGCGAGGCCCAAGAGUCGUACAUGGUACUGCGUGGUGCCGCUCGAGAGACGCAGGCACGGGGAGGGCAUCGCCGCGCUGAACACCGUCAUCGCGUCCAUCCGCAAGGAGUUCGAGGGGGCCGACGUGGUCUACAGAAUCCACGGGGACAGGGCGAGCGAGGUGACCAGCGAGAAGGUCCAGCACUAUUUCGACGAGCGCCACAUCGCUGUGACAUCGACUCCAGGCUACGAGCCGAAUGCGAACAAACGAGCUGAGAAAGGCGUGGGCCUCAUCUAG